AUGCCAGGAAAAGCGAAGGAAAUUGUGAAAACAGAGGAGGAUGCGGCCCAGUCGACCUCUAGUCCAACAUCAAGUCCGUGGACUGGAAGAACUCGCGGAAAAAAACUCCCGGAGAGUGUGCUGAAUGAAUUGACGGCUCCUGAAGAGGAAAUGGAAGAAGAAGAAUUUGUUGUCAAUGAGGAUGAGAUAGUCGAGAUGCCAGAGCUGGCUGAAACGUAAGUUUUUGUGGUUUUCAUUGGAUGUUUAGGUAUGAAACUGGCUUGAAGAUGAUGUUUUUGAACUAUAAUUGUCUUUUAAAUACUGUAGCGGGCUUCAGAAAACUGUAACGUUGAAAGUGAUAUUAUAGUAUAUUAUGCUAAAUAGUUUAUUUCAGAGGUAUUUACACUCCGAUCAAGGUCUGCCAAGGCCCCAAACAUCCCACAUUGUUGUACCUGUCUAAAGUGAAGCCAGAUUACAUUUACCGUUUUAUAUUUAAGUGUUAUCAAGGCGAGAUGAAGAUCUACAAGUGUAUGGAAUGUGAACUUAUGAAGCGACGUCAUUUUCCAAAUGCUAACAGAGAGCUGCAGGAGCGUUUGGUGGUACCUUGGCUGUUCUACAAGGAGGGGUAUUUUGAUGUCGACCCGGAUGUGGUACAGCAUUGUUGCACAAUGUUUGAAGAGACCGAUUUGAUCAAGUACAGGAAGCUAAAGUAAGGUCUUUUUUGAUUGUUUUGCGUUUUUAGGUGUAGAAGUUGAUCUAAAUUGAUAUUGAAAAGUUAGAGAGUAAUAUGAAGCUAAAAAGUAUUAUUCAAAGUCGUAUUUUAGCAUGUUACGAGACAAAGUUCAGUUUCAAUCAGAGCCAGUUGACGAUGAUGAAGAUGUUGAUGUUUCCACGGACUUCAACCAGACUUCUGCCACUCAAGACUUGACAUUGUUUAAUGCUACAGUAGAUGCCAAUUGUUCAUUGGAAACUCUUUUCAAUCUUGCUGGGAAUUCUUCAAAAUCGACCGCAUUUCCAAAGAAAACGACGGAUGUUAAUGUUGAGGAAGGUAAAGGCCAAAAAACCAACGAUAAAUCUGCUGAGAGUCAAAGUAAACCUGUUUCUGAAGGUAAAGAAAAGACUUCCGAAUCAGCUAAAAGCCAAGAAGGGCAAAAGAAAUCGACCGGCAAUCAAGAAUCGACCGAAACAUUGGAGUCCGCCUUCGCAAAGAAAGAGACUUAUGAUAAUCCGAGGAGAUUACGCUACAGAUCUGAACGUUUUGCCAAUGUUGUGUAUGAGUUUAUUCGUCGAAGUAAAGGAGACAAGUACGGGGCGACCUAUCGAUGUAUGAGCUGUAACAAUCAACGUAUGGCUAUGUCACAAUCGGAGCAUCUGGCCGUGCUACCUCAAGUGCCUAUAAUAAGAUGGAGAAAUGGGUUUUUUCUCUCUGAUCCGGAUGAAUUGGACCACUUUUGUCAAAGUCAGUUGAACAGUGAUGAUAUUGAUGUGGAGAUGCUGGAUUCACAUGAUUAUGAGGGAUUACGGUGAGGAUUUUAAAAAUUUUUUGAGACGAUAUUGUAUUAGGUGGAAGAUCUGUUUUUAUGUAACUACAACUUGUUCAAACGCUUGAUCUAUGAUUCUUUUUAGCCCAGUCAAACCUCACAUAAUGUCAAUCUUCUUCCCAGCCAUAAUUAAAUCCCAGCCAGCCCGAAAAGCCACCAUCUACAUGUACGAAAGCCGGAAAGUCGAAGACGCAGUAUAUGAAUUCGUAUAUCUACAUGAAAACAAAUGCCAUCAGGUCUUUCAAUGUGUCGGAUGUAAAGAUACUAAGCUCUAUCAUAUGAACCUAGGCGAACCGGGUCCAUUCCCAUCAGUUCCGACAAUUAAUGUCAUUAGAAAGAACUUCUUGAGCGAUCCAGAUGAGCUGAAGCAUUUCUGUUUGAUCCCAGGUGAAUAUGAGAAGCAGGUGGAGAAGUUGAAGGAAAAAGAGAAGAAGGACAAGGCAAAGGCAUUGAAGAGGAAGAUGGAGGCUGAAGCUUCGACUAGUAAAGAGGAUGAGGAUGGUAAGGGUCAAUGUUAUCUAAAAUCAGAUUUUUUAAAAUUUGUUAUUCUUUGAAAAUUUUACUUAAAAAUAAGAUUUUCAUGAAAUUGUUACCUAAAAAUUAAUUUUUUUAUAAAAUUGUUACUUAAAAAUAAGAUUUUUGUGAAAUUAUUACCUAAAAAUCAAUUUUUUCAUAAAAUUGUUACCUAAAAAUCACUUUUUUUUAUAAAAUUGUUACCGAAAAAUCACCAUUAAAAAAUAAUCACCUAAACCGACCUCUUUAAGGCACACCAAAGUCGGAAAGAUGGCCAGCCGUCGAAGGCAUCUCACUUCACGGCAAACACCCCCUCUACAUGUACAGCUCCACCAAACUGCCCGACACGGUAUGGCAGUUCAGCUUCAAGUCACUGAACCAGAACGAUGUCACUUACAAAUGCACCAGAUGCGAUGGCAUCAAACGAGAACUCCUCAAGGCUGAUAAGGACCUAAAGCUGGUGAUUCCAACGAUUCGGAUCAGGGCUGGACACUUCUUGACCGACCCAGAUGAUUUACAACACUUUUGUGGAAACAAAACCGAGCCAAGGGAGGGGACUUUUGUCAAGCAGGUCGUUUUGUAAGUUUGGCUUCUUUGUUUUUGGCUAUGGCAGGUUGGAAUUGGGGGGGGUGUGGGGAAGGGGUUAAUUUUUUGAAUAAGUGUAGGAAGACGGGGGGGGGGUGUUUUUUUUGAUAGAGGGGGAUUUUUAUUUUUCAAAGCGGGAUGAUUUUUAUUUUUUUUGACGUAGGAAAGGGGGGAGGGUGAUUAUUUUUCUUUUUUUUCCGGGUGAGGAUUGAUUUUCUGAAGGGGAAAGGGGAAGGUGGGGUUUAUUUUGCAGAAAAAAAAUUUUUUUUUGUUUUUUACGGGGGUGGAUUUUUACCGUCCAUCUAAUUCUUCUCUAUUUACUCUUUUCUCUAUAUCUGCUUCCUUAUUUACCCUCUCUCUCCUGCCCUCUUCUACCCACGCCUUUGAGUUGCGGGUCUUAAAAUAGCUCAAUUAGUCUUACUUUAUUAAAAAUUUGAUUUAUUAGGUGUUCACAUAAUUCUGCGCUCCCUUACGCGACAAAUGUGCUUUAUAAGGGGGCGCAGAAUUAAGUGAACAAUGUAAUAAAAUAUUUUUAAAAUUAUAUUUUUUAUAAAAAAUUUAAAUUUUAAGACUUUUUUAAAUUUCAUGCAAAUUUGCAACUUAACAUCAAUUUUGUUUAGAAAAAUAGUGAAAGAGCAACGAGUGUGCCCGAGAACGUUGAACGAAGCCCGUGCCGCCAUCCGCUACGAGCUUCAACAAGCCUCGAUCAAAGAAGAGGACUUUCGUUAUGAUUUGGCAGUCGAUUACUUCUCCGAAGUGCGUCAAAAGUCACUGGCACGACGCCUGCGGCGAAACAUGCAGGAACACGAGGCACCAAUGCUGGGCACCUACCAAGACGAGCCUCACUUCUCAAUGCAUUCCAAGGUUGGGGACUACUUGAUCGAGGUAGGGUAAUGAUCAGUUUUUGAGGGUGAGUGGGUAGGAUAGUAAUCUGUUUUUGAGGGUAGAUGGGUAGGGUAAUAACUUGUUUUUGAGGGUGGAUGGGGUAGGGUAAUGAUAGUAGCACUUGUAACUUACAGUAUACAUACUAUGAUAGCAGCUAUAACUUACAGGAUACUAUAGUAGGAGCUGUGAUUAAAGUAUACCAUAGUAACAGCUAUAAAUUACAGUAUACUAUAGUGACAGCUGUAAAUUACAGUAUUCUAUAGUAGCAGCUAUAAUUUACAGUAUACUAUAUAGCAGCUAUAAGUUACAAUGUACUAUAGUAGCAGCUGUAACUUACAGUAUACUAUAGUAGCAGCUAUAACUUACAGUAUACUUUAAUACCCAAAAAGUUCUUAACAAUAUGUUUACCUUUCAGAACGCCAAUCGCCCCAACGCCCACAUCAUCCGACCACAGCCCUACAGACAGGACCGACUAGCUCCAUACGUACACAAAAAUCCAGGCUACAACAAGCACGGUCGCUACUACGACAUCGAUGAUAACAUGGUGUUGGAGAGGUAUAUCAACGAAGAUGGACAACAAGUUGUGGUAGUCAGAGGAGAUGACGAACGAUUGCUGGACGAGGAGAUCGAUGUGGUUGAGGAGGAGUUCGAGGUAGGGUUUUUUCGGUAAAAUACUUUGCUUAAGGGGGGAGGGGGGGGGGUGUUGUGAAAAAUGCUAAAGGGGGGGGUGUUUUACUAAAAAUCAGCCUAAAGGCUUUUUAGUAAAAUCGAUUCCAUUUCAGGUGCCAUACGACGAACAAUACGUAGAACAAUACAUUGAUGUGAAGCCAGACCUCACAGAAACUACCCAAAAGCCUUCAGGCGCUCCAAGCCCAAAACGGCAAAAAGUCGAUAAUUAA
Molecule: messenger RNA, 4402 nt
Organism: Bursaphelenchus okinawaensis
Lineage: Eukaryota; Metazoa; Nematoda; Chromadorea; Rhabditida; Aphelenchoididae
Source: the annotation of a GenBank genome assembly